This is a messenger RNA of Chondrus crispus (carragheen), 258 nucleotides long. RefSeq lists its product as hypothetical. The transcript has a single exon. The record is from RefSeq and is a predicted model, not a curated record. Lineage: Eukaryota; Rhodophyta; Florideophyceae; Gigartinales; Gigartinaceae. Bases 1 to 258 code for a protein of 85 amino acids.
AUGUCGUUCCAAAGCUCGUCGCUUUGCUCCGCCCCUCCAAGUCACGCAACGUUCCUAUCUCCGUGCAAUCUGCUGCCCUUCAGGUCUUGGGCAACGUCGCCUGCGGCGACGAUCGCCAGACACAGGUCGUCAUUGACAGUAACGCCCUCCCGUGUCUGCGCGCUUUGCUGUCGUCGGCCGAUCGCGGCAUCCGCAAGGAGGUAUGCUGGAUUGUCUCCAACAUUACAGAAUCUUCGCAUCAGGUACAGGAUGUGUUAG